This is a messenger RNA of Parnassius mnemosyne (clouded apollo), 2841 nucleotides long. NCBI's taxonomy places the organism in Eukaryota, Metazoa, Arthropoda, Insecta, Lepidoptera, Papilionidae. The record is from the annotation of a GenBank genome assembly.
AUGACAGAGCCUUCUGCUCUGCCUAGAAGUCACGGUCGUAUCAAGCCCAAAGGGCUAUCGCUUAUUUCAUUUAAUAUUCGCGGAUUGCGUAAUAAUCUCCCAGAGCUUAAGCUCUUCCUUAAAGAUCGCGAAGCUGAUUUUCUCCUCUUACAGGAAACCAAUCUUAAACACACAGACAAUAAAGGCUUAUCCAUUAAAAAUUAUUCUCUUCUUCGUAAUGAUAGGCACGACCGCCGAGGCGGCGGCACGGCCAUUUAUUACAAGAAGACACUACAUUGCUCUCUUAUUGAUACUCCACAGCUUACCAAUAUGGAAGCUACGUUAUGCAGGAUAUCUAUGACGGGACAUCAGUCUUUAGUCAUAGCCUCCUGUUACAUUCCCCCUAAAAACCUCCCCCUCAAAGAUGAUUUUGAGGCAAUCUUAUCUCAAAGUAAUUCAGUCAUUAUGUUUGGAGAUUUCAACUCUAAACAUACUGAAUGGACAUGCCGUACGAUUAAUACUAAUGGUAGGAUACUGCGUGAUAUAACGCAGUCUCUUGACUUAACCGUUUUCAGCCCGCUCGGUGCAACGCACUAUCCCGAUAAUACCGAUUAUAACCCAGAUGUACUAGAUUUUGCGUUACUCAAAGGAGUUUCACUCAACCUCAGGUCUAUUGAGACACUAGACGAUAUAGGAUCCGAUCACCGACCGGUCUCUCUUAUUCUUGGCCAUCAGCCACCCCCUAUUAUAACUACGAAAACCUUCACUAACUGGAAGGGUUUCAAGGACUCACUAGCAAAAGCUAUGGACUCGCAUGACUCCCCUAAUUACCUAUCGUCGGACUUAGACUUAGACAGUCCUGUAAAAAUCGAUACCGCGGUCGAAUCACUUUCAACCCUAAUUAAAUCCUCCCUUAAGGAGAAUGAAAGGGUCGUUCCGGUUGCUAAUACUAAUGGGCUUCCCCUAUAUAUUAGCAACAUAUUAAAAGCUAAAAAAGCUGCUUUCCGGAGAGCAGCUAAAUAUCCCACCCCCGAAUAUAGGCAUACGGCUAAUCGUCUUCAACGAAAACUCCGUUCGCACCUUUAUGAAUUUCGAGAGCUCCAAAGGAGUGAACUCAUGGAGAAUAUAUCUCCCUCACAUACAGCGUACUAUCAGAUGGCUAGAGCCCUCCGUAUAGACGCUACAACUCACACUCCCCCUCUCUCCCGCCCCGACGGUACGGUUGCCUUCGAGGACGACGAGAAGGCUGAGUGCUUUGCAGACAGCAUUGCCGCACAAUGCUCUCCUAGCUCUCAACCUGUCGACCCCUCACAUAUUCAGGAAGUGGAGGAUGAGGUCCGCCGCCGGAACUCACCCCCCACAACCUCUGACCCUAUCACUGUGUCCAAUGAUGAGAUCUCGUCCCUCAUCAAAGGACUUAAGCCCAAAAAAUCUCCGGGCGCGGAUGGCAUAUCCAACCAAGCCCUUAAAUACUUUCCAGAGCAGGUGUUAACCCUCUUAGCUAUUAUCUUUAACGCCUGUUUUAAUCUUAGUUACUUUCCCACUUCUUGGAAAGAGGCAAUUGUCAUUGGUAUUCCCAAGCCAGGCAAGCCUCUUAACCUCCCCUCCAGUCAUCGUCCCAUUAGCCUCCUAAAGGCCAUGGGCAAACUCUUUGAAAGAGUCAUUCAAAAUCGAAUGAGGCGCCAUCUGUUUCCCACAGACGGUGACCCCAUUGUCAUCCCACACCAAUUUGGUUUCCGCGCAAAACACUCGUGUCCACAACAGGUACACCGCAUUGUGGAAUAUAUCCUCAGCGGUUUUUAUCCACGUCGACUAAAGACAAUCGCGGUCUUUUUCGACAUAGCCAAAGCCUUCGACCGAGUCUGGCAUGAAGGCCUUAUUUUCAAAUUAUAUAGGAUAGGACUCUCCGAUCGUCUAGUACGUCUCGUAGCCUCUUAUUUACAACAUCGUACCUUUCGUUUUAGACACGAAGGCACGUUAUCCUCUCAGCGCCCCAUUAAAGCUGGUGUUCCUCAAGGAUCAGUACUAGCUCCCCUCCUGUACAUCUUGUACACCAACGACAUUCCUAUCCCGUCGAAUGGUGUACAGCUCUCACUCUUCGCAGAUGACACUGCACUAUACUUCAAAAGUCCUAGAAUAUCUUCAGCAAGGAACAAGAUCCAAAAGUCAGUUGAUGACCUAGGAGACUGGUUCCAAAAAUGGCGUAUCGAUGUGAACCCGGAGAAGAGCUCCGCAGUUCAAUUCGAUAUUAAAAGACGCCGUAAUAAAAACAAGAAAAAUACUCCACCUAUACGAAUGCUAGGGACCCCUGUCCCAUGGCACAUGUCAGCAAAAUAUUUAGGCGUCACCCUUGACUAUAGGCUUACUUUUGAGUCUCAUGUCAAAAGAGUAACGCGUCUAGCACGUUUCUAUUUAGGUCGGCUUAACAGUAUGUUAGGCAGACAUAGCAAAAUGUCACUACGAAAUAAGCGAACCCUCUAUAAGGUUUGUAUACGACCGGUUAUGACUUACUCGGCUCCUAUUUUUGCACACGCUAACGAUAAAAUUAUUAACGAACUCCAAGUAGUUCAAAACCUCUUCUGUCGUCGAGCUACGAACGCACCUUGGUACGUCCGUAAUGCCGACCUUCACCGGGAUUUAGAAAUCCCAACAAUCCAGCAAUGUCUUAAAAAAUUCUCUGAAAACUUCUUUAAAGUAUCAGAGUCGCAUACUAACACACUUAUUCGUGAGGCAGUUACUUAUACCGCCCCACUCCCUUCUCGCUAUAGCGUCCGCAGGCCGAGAAACACUCUCUUGGACCCGCCAAAUAAGUUGUCAAACGACCUGAACUGCCUCCUGGCGGCUCAGGCCAAUCCUAAUUAA